AUGGUAUUCCAAAGACGUGGACGCUCCAGCGAACGCCAUGGAGCCAGGAGCAGGGAGGCCUCAACUUCCUACUGGGCUGGAGACUUGCUAUCUACAUCUUCGGGCUCCCAGACCAGCCUAGGAGCUCCAACAUCUCCAGGAAGAAGGUCCCCUGCCCCUCAUCAUGAACGAUCAAUGUCAGAUCAACCAGAGGUAUCCCUGGGACAUGUUCCAGACCUAUCCAAAACAUCCAAGGAUAGAGGAUACCAGCUCCAGGCCGCACACUCAAGGAAAAGAAGCCCUGAGGAUCUCAUCAUAUCUUCCAGGAAGCGAGCCUGUCCGAGCCCGGAUAGACGGCAGGUGGCCUCUGUCGUCUAUCUUCCUGUUGCCAGCCGGGAGCGAAAAGUCCCACCACGCCCGUCUUACCGACAAUCGCGCCGGCAAUCACCCAGGCGAUCACCCCGGCGUCAGGUGUCUGUGUACUACAACACUGCACGACACAGGCAGCACUCCUCCUCUGUAAGACGAGCCGCUCCCAGAAAGGAACAGCGCUCUUCACCCCGGAGACAUGUCUCUCCAAGACUGGAACGACGACCUUCGCCGCAUAGACAUAUCCCAAGACGGGAAGUUCCCAGGCAGGAGCGACAUGUCUCCCCCAGACGGGAUCGACGCCCUAUGUCAAGGAGGCAAGCCCCAGAGCCAAGGCACCAGGCUUCUCCCUCACGACAGGUCAGGUCGAUAAACCAAGGGCUGAGCGUCUCUGUCAUUAACAAGGCCGCCCCGAAAAUAGCAGCUCGAUUCCAGAGUAGUCAUCCCCACGGAAUGGGAUCGAGCUGUCCAAUACGGACGUGCGGUAAAAGAACCAGGACGCUGCGCCACCAUGCCUACGGAGCUCACCUCCCCCCUGUUUCCGUGACUCCAUACCAGCAUCACAAGAAACGGCAGUUGACAUGA
Messenger RNA from Haliotis rufescens (red abalone), 933 nucleotides. RefSeq names its product serine/arginine repetitive matrix protein 1-like. Bases 1 to 933 code for a protein of 310 amino acids. The record is from RefSeq and is a predicted model, not a curated record. The transcript has a single exon. NCBI's taxonomy places the organism in Eukaryota, Metazoa, Mollusca, Gastropoda, Lepetellida, Haliotidae.